AUGGGCCCACCAAUAGCCUUAGCCAUGACCCGCGUGCAGCUGCCUCGUCGCGCCUGCCAGCGCUUUAGCGAGCCCACUGGCAAGAUCGCCAACGGAUCCGCCAUCGAGCGCGCCAGCGACCCACGAGCGAAUCAGCCAGCGGACCCCCAGACGGCCUCGCCAACAACUCCAGCCGCGCUUGCGACUGCUACCGUGCUAGCUCGAGGUGGUGGGGGUGGCGGCCAGUGGGGAGGCAGCGGGUGUGGAGGCGGAGGUGGUGGGCUGUUGGGGGGAGGUUCAGGGGGUGUGGGUGGUGAGAGUUCAACUGCAGCAUCAUCCGCCUCCUCCUCCCAUCCCCUGCCGCCCGUGCCUUGCUGUCCACCCAGUACCUCCCGUAUUGCCCGUACUUCCCCGUGCUUGCCCCGUGCCCAUGCCCGUGCUGUCCGCUCGUGUUCCACGUGCCCGUGCUGUCCGUACUCGGUUGUGCCCCACCCGUUUCACCCGUGCUGUCCGUACCCGGUUGUGCCCCACCCGUUUCACCCGUGCGUCCCGUGCUUCCCGUGCUGCCCCCGUGCUCCCGUGCCGCUCCCGUGCUGUCCCCGUGUUCCCGUGCUGCCCCCGUGUUCCCAUGCUGCCCCCGUGCUGCCCCGUUCUGCCUGUGUCGUGCCCGUUUCCGUGCCGUGUUGCCCCGUUCAGCCCUUGUCCUGCCCCGUUCUGCCUGUGCUGCCCCGUUGUCCCCGUGUUGCCCCGUUCUGCCCGUGUUGCCCCGUUCAGCCCGUGGCCUGCCCCGCUCUGCCCGUGUUGCCCCGUUCUGCCCGUGUUGCCCCGUUCAGCCCAUGUCUUGCCCCGUUCAGCCCGUGUCCUGCCCCGUUCUGCCCGUGUUGCCCCGUUCAGCCCGUGUUGCCCCGUUCUGCCCGUGUUGCCUCGUUAUGUUGCACGAGGCUUCAGUCAGCGAGAGGGAGUUGA
Closterium sp. Naga37s-1 is the source of this 945-nucleotide messenger RNA. The record is from the annotation of a GenBank genome assembly. NCBI's taxonomy places the organism in Eukaryota, Viridiplantae, Streptophyta, Zygnematophyceae, Desmidiales, Closteriaceae.